Messenger RNA from Helicoverpa armigera (cotton bollworm), 1468 nucleotides. RefSeq names its product myoneurin-like. The coding region runs from base 103 to 1347 and encodes 414 amino acids. Gene Ontology annotation, biological process: regulation of transcription by RNA polymerase II. Lineage: Eukaryota; Metazoa; Arthropoda; Insecta; Lepidoptera; Noctuidae. Gene Ontology annotation, molecular function: DNA-binding transcription factor activity; RNA polymerase II cis-regulatory region sequence-specific DNA binding; zinc ion binding. The record is from RefSeq and is a predicted model, not a curated record. Gene Ontology annotation, cellular component: nucleus. The transcript is spliced from 8 exons.
UGAUAAUAACAAGUUAACUUCUGGCAAUUUUAUAUUUAAACAUUUGUUUUUAACACCUAAACUUUACACAAAAUAUAACUUUUCUUCAAAAACUCAGAUAUCAUGGAUGAAACUGAAAUAAAGUUAGAAUUUCAAAAUAAUGACAACCAGUGCCGAGUCUGUCUCACCGUUGGACGGAAACUGUCACCGUUAGGCGAAUACUACACCAUAUUUAAAAGGAUAAUUUCAGAAUUCCAUAAUCUAAAUCAAUUGUUAUUGGAAGAUAUACAACUAUGCUGGGAAUGUAUAGCGUUUCUACAUAGAGCUAGAAUAUUCCAGAAGAAAGUACUAAAAGCCAAUGAGGUGCUGCAGAUGGGGCAGAGGUACAUGUACGACACUCAAUCAAGUCUAACCACCGUAUUACUGAAUGAUAUACACCCCCAUACGGUUUACAUCAAUGAUUGUACCUUACAUUCAAACGUCAAAACUUGUGAUGACAAAAAUGAUGAAAUCAGUGAACAAUAUGAAGAUAAUAUUUGUGAACAAAAUGAUGCUGAAGAUUCUGUGAAGACUGAAGGAGUUAAGGAAAAUAAAGAACAGCAGAAACCGAAAAACAAUCGCUGGGCUAAAAAACGAGCUUUGCAAAAUAAAAAACCGAAAUUCAAAAUUAUCACCGAGUAUUCUAAAGAUUACUUCAAAAAGAUAGAGAUAGAUAAUAAGGAGUUACCUUUAUUUAUGCAGAGUGAAAGAGACAGCGAAUACUUUAAAUCAAAAAGGUUUAAAUGUGAGAAAUGUGUUUUGGUAUUUUCAAGUGAAAAGUUUCUUGAGAAACAUGACAAUAAAUAUCAUGAUAAGUUAACCCCAUACACCUGUGAUAUAUGUACAUCAUCAUUAUCAAACAAACGCCUAUUAUCGCGUCAUGUGAAAUCACACUAUAAUAAGUACAGCUGCACAAUAUGCGACUUUGCUUGCUUCGACAAAUCGCAGACGAAAUGCCACUUUCAGAAAUCGCAUCGGAAAAUAUUUCAAUGUGUUAAGUGUGAAUUGAAAUUUGGGUGUCGAAAAGAAUUCUUUAAACAUUACAAACAAUGGCACGAGAAGUUUAUCUGUGAUUAUUGUGGGAUUAGCUUCAAAAUGAGAUAUUGUAUCAAAGAUCAUAUUAGAAAACAGCACGGCGAGUUCGCAUGCGUCCCCUGUAACAAGCGCUGGGCCCGCUACAACGGUCUCUGGCUCCACAACAAGACGACGCACGCGCCCCGCCAGCCCGCCUACUGCGUCGAGUGCGACACUCACUACGCAGACGUGUAUAGAUACAGGUGGCACCUCGCUAACAGUGCUAAACAUACCAAGCUUAAGAAACAUAGGUAAGUUAUUAAGGCCCCUAGAUUUUUGUGGGGCCCGUUUGUUCCGACCUUAAUCCGGUCCUGCUCACUACGCAGACGUGUAUAGAUACAGGUGGCACCUCGCUAACAGUGCUAAACAUACCAAG